Lolium rigidum is the source of this 2592-nucleotide messenger RNA. RefSeq lists its product as uncharacterized. The coding region runs from base 1 to 2592 and encodes 863 amino acids. The transcript has 13 exons. NCBI's taxonomy places the organism in Eukaryota, Viridiplantae, Streptophyta, Magnoliopsida, Poales, Poaceae. The record is from RefSeq and is a predicted model, not a curated record.
AUGGCGAAUACUCAAGUUGGAUGGAGUACGAGAGGGAAGCGCUCACAAAGGGAAGCAAGCCAAGUGCCGGAGCAUUGUUUUGGUAACACGGAGCUGUUCGAUGAAUUCAACCUGAUUGUAGCUGGCCUUUCAACAGACGACAAGCAAAUUAUAUCCCAAACUGGUUUCGGUGGUUUCCUCCAGGGAAUACACUCGAUGAAGAUGGACGAGCAAUUUGUGACAUGGCUACUUAUGAAGGUAAACGCCAUUACCAGAAAAUUCAAGAUAACUUCCACCGAGGACAUUUCGUUUUAUGCCGAAGACGUUAGCCUGGUGUUUGGGACCCCGUGCCAGGGGAAGCAUGUGUGGGAUUGCUCUUUGGACAAAACCAUUGCUGGCAAGAAACGCAUAGAAUCAAUUCUCGGUAUGAGAAACAACGGCGUUCCUGCAAGUGUGGCCGCUGCAAAUAUACUUAGGUCGAAGCGAGUAGUACCCAUUAGCUCGGUAGAUGGGGAGAAGCUAAAGAUUGCUUUUGUAGUGUUCAUUGUUAGCCUGCUAGUUGACCCAAAAACACCUGCAGAAGAGGAAUUAGUGAACUACUGGCCUGCUCUUGGAGAUUCUUCUUGCAUUAGCAGUUUCAACUGGUCCUUUUUUAUCGCGGAAGCAGUUGUUGAGGCGUGCUGUCAGGCAAGAAAAGAUAAAAAAAAAGGCCGACGGACCGCUCCAGCCGCUGGUGUUUGUCUGUUCAUAGUGAUUUUCUACUUAGACAACAUGGAUCUUCAUAUCGAUUCCAGCCAUGCAGCAGGGCUACCUCGAAUGAUUUUAUUCAAUGGUGAAACAAUAUCCAGGUUGAUAAUGGCUGACACAGUGGGCCUUGCAGGCCGUAGCCCUUCUAGGGUGUUCGGGGCUGGGAAGCUAAAGCCAGAUAGCGAUGUGCCAUACAGGAGGAGGCCAUCUUUUCAGAAAACUCCUGUCGUCUGCCCAAAAAGUUUUGAUCCAGCAGCCGAGCGGGUGAAGUCGGACAAUGAUGUGGCAUGCACUGGCAGCCCAAAUCUUCUGGCUCCAGCAGCAGAAGUUGCCGCUGAGAGCAAUUUAUCCGACGUUGCCGCUGAGGAUAUCACUGUUAAUUCCACGGAUGAUGUAAAGCGGGAUAGCGAUCUGUCAUACAGGAGAAUGCAACAUUUCCAGAAACAUCAUUUCGGCGGCACAAAAAGCACAUCAUCACCUUGUGUCGAGAAAACCCUUUUGAACACCACCGUUGACCCCGACCAGCUUGUUAGGGCUGCAGCAAACCUGCACAAAGCAAAGUGUUUCAGGGUACUUGCUAAUGCGAAGAGAGUCAUUGAGGAGGAGACUAGUCGUCUUAUUGAUACCCUUGUUGGGAUAAACAGGAAGCGCAUGAAAAGCACUGACUGUGGGACAUCCAAGAAUUCUUGUGCACCCAAGGACCAUGUCGUUUAUCCCGAAUCACCGCAUUGUGGAAUGAGCCCCAAAACACCUAGUAACGUAGAUAGUAUACGCAGAGGUUUAUGUUCACCAUUAGACAUGGCUGGUAAAUCUGUAGAUCUCAAAUUUAACGGUGUUGAAUCAAUUUUCAAAGACCGGCUUAAUUAUAUAACUCCGAUGCCAUCACUAGGUCCGUUUGAUACUACAACACCACUCACUUCACGCCCUUCGGAGAUAAACCUAAACAACCCCCCAUUUGAAUCAGAGUACAACAUGUCCCCAAUAAAGAGGAAAGUGGUACGAAAAUUUGUUGGGAACUCCCUGUCCCCCCCUGUAGGUCCUAUGGUAAACCAAGCCAUGCGCGCACGAGGAAUCAGUUUCAUGUCAUGGGCAAUUAACAACGCUUGUAGAGACGGCCGAUAUUGGAUUAGACACGAGACACCUAAAUGCAUUGAAGUGAAAGGAGCUGAUCUAUUCCAUGAAUUCAGCAGAGGACGUAAACUAUCUGCAGACACGUGUGAUGCCUUUUUCAGAAGAUCACAACAAGCCGAUGUUGGUGAAAUUGGCUCUAGCAUCAUUCAGUCACCUAGGCACUGGGUUGAGACCGACUUCGCGGAAGCGGUUUUACGGGGGAAGGAUUACACAAAAUGUAGGGCAGUACAACAAAUCUUCAUUGGUGGUCACAUAUUGCACGACGUUUCCCAGUGUUCUCAAAUAGUUGCGCUAGCCCGCCAUGGGGGGAAUUGGUGUGCUCUUGUUUGGAACACACAUUUCAAGCAGGUAACAAUUUUUGCUCGUGGUGCUACGAGUAAUGGCUUCGACGUGACGAAAGAUAUGGAAGAUCUCAUGGAUAAUCUGCACGGUGCAAUGGAGCGUUGCGCGACCCAAUUGUUCAAUGGUUGGGAAAUAGAUUGGCAAGGGUGGCCAAAGUUAGGCGUCGAUGCUUCGGAUCUUGGAGGUAUAGGCGAUGGUAUCCAGGCAUUAGCUUUCUGCAAGAUGUUCGCGGGAUCAAACCACGCGGAGUGCAGAGCAAUGCUAGCAGAAGAUUUCGUGGAUGCACAAGCCGCUGAAAUAAUGUACGACUUGCUACAUUUACGUCACAACACAGGACAGAUACCAGAUCAGUUCUUGGAGAUCCAACAAUCUCCAGCUGAAUUAGUUGAUUGA